AUGGCGGCACCAGAAAACACACUUCACUCCACAGAUUCUCCCUUAAAGAGGCCAAGAGAAGAUGGAGUAAACGGUGUCUCCGUUACUCUUUCCAUGGAACCCCAACCUAAUGGUUUAUCAUCUGUUAUUCCUGGCUGGUUCUCUGAAAUUAGCCCAAUGUGGCCAGGGGAAGCACACUCCUUGAAAGUGGAAAAAAUUUUGUUUCAAGGAAAGUCUGAUUAUCAGGAUGUUAUGGUCUUCCAGUCUGCAACAUAUGGGAAGGUUCUUAUUUUGGAUGGAGUGAUUCAGCUCACAGAAAGAGAUGAGUGUGCCUACCAAGAGAUGAUCACUCAUCUUCCUCUUUGCUCUAUUCCAAACCCCAAAAAGGUUUUGGUUAUUGGUGGAGGAGAUGGGGGAGUCUUGCGAGAAGUUGCACGCCACUCUUCAAUCGAAAAGAUAGACAUUUGCGAAAUAGACAAGAUGGUUGUUGAUGUCUCCAAAGAAUUUUUCCCUGAAAUAGCUGUAGGUUUUGCUGAUCCACGUGUGACACUUAAUAUCGGUGAUGGAGUUGCAUUUUUGAAGGCAGCUCCAGAAGGAUCUUAUGAUGCAGUGAUAGUGGAUUCAUCUGAUCCUAUUGGCCCUGCUCAAGAGCUUUUUGAAAAGCCCUUUUUUGAGUUAGUUGCAAGGGCCCUUCGUCCAGGAGGAGUUGUGUGUACUCAAGCGGAAAGUAUAUGGCUUCAUAUGCACAUCAUUGAGGACAUUGUGGGGAACUGUCGCCAGGUAUUCAAAGGGUCUAUCAACUAUGCUUGGACCACAGUUCCUACAUACCCAAGUGGGAUGAUUGGUUUUAUGCUUUGCUCAACUGAGGGGCCUUCCGUUGAUUUCAAGCAUCCAGUGAAUCCUAUUGAUGAGAAUGAUAACCAGCAGGCGGCAAGACCAUUGAAAUUUUACAACCGUGAGAUUCAUUCAGCAGCUUUCUGUUUGCCAUCUUUUGCCAAGAGGGCAAUUGCUUCUAAAGAAAAUUAA
Molecule: messenger RNA, 1005 nt
Organism: Lathyrus sativus (Indian pea)
Lineage: Eukaryota; Viridiplantae; Streptophyta; Magnoliopsida; Fabales; Fabaceae
Source: the annotation of a GenBank genome assembly